AUGAAAUGGGAGAAAAGAAAAUACGUGGACGAUGUUCAGAAUGCUAUAAGAAAUAUGGAAGAAAUAUGGAAGAAAGGGAAAGGAAGGCCUAAAGUAGCGAAAGCUUUUAAACAACAUAAUAAAUCUGUGCCUGUAAUUCAAAAAGAAAAAUCACGAUUAUCUGUAUCAACAAAAGCAAAAUCUCGGUUAACCGUAGAAUUACAAUUUAUUAAAAAGCAAAAGAAACUUGACGAAGAAGAGCUACGUAUAAUCAAUAAUAGGAAACGUGAGUUACUGAUAAAAGAAGCAGAAAUUCAGAAUUUGAUAUUGGAAGAGCAAGAUAGUGAUGAUGAACUGCCAGCUUCAGAAAGGCUUUAUGACCCCCUGGGAAAUGAUACUGAUAAGCUUCAGUUCGUAACAUUAAUGGACACUUCCAAAUUUUCUGUACAUUCGGAGAGCUUUCCUAUAGAAACACUAAAUAAUUUAAUUCAAAUGUAUCCCAGUAAAUUAAAUGACUUACAAAGAACAUCUGAAAUGCCGAACUUUAUUAACAAAAAUACACGUGGGCAAAGAGACGAAGAUCAUAUGAGAACAGCCGUUAGAAAAGUGCUUGAUAACGAAUUGACAAUCAGAGAGGCGGCAAAAGAUAUGGUGUUCCCAAAAGUACGCUUGCUGAUAAAUGAAGAUUUUAAUCUUCAUUUUCGGUACCCUGUGACCGAUACUUGCAAAAGAUGUGAUUCUUAUAACAUGAAAAUAAAAAAUUCUAAUGGUGUGGAAAAAAGCACAAGGGAAAGAGAAAAAGAGUUACACCUACGGAUGGCAACCAAAGAUAAGGACACCACAACGACCAUCGCGUUUGAUUUGAUGAAAACUUUAGCAACUCCCAAUAUUUCUAUGGGAGUAGCAUAUUAUACAAGACAGCUGUGGACGUAUUGUUUGGGCAUACAAAAUCUCACCACAGAUCAAGCACACAUGUAUGCAUGGCCUCACGGGGUCUGCAAGAGAUUGGCUCUUGCAUUAUGCACUAUAUGA
Messenger RNA from Psylliodes chrysocephalus, 1011 nucleotides. NCBI's taxonomy places the organism in Eukaryota, Metazoa, Arthropoda, Insecta, Coleoptera, Chrysomelidae. The record is from the annotation of a GenBank genome assembly.